This is a messenger RNA of Apodemus sylvaticus (European woodmouse), 6047 nucleotides long. RefSeq names its product DEP domain containing MTOR interacting protein (gene Deptor). Gene Ontology annotation, molecular function: protein binding. Lineage: Eukaryota; Metazoa; Chordata; Mammalia; Rodentia; Muridae. The record is from RefSeq and is a predicted model, not a curated record. The transcript is spliced from 9 exons. Gene Ontology annotation, biological process: intracellular signal transduction; negative regulation of TOR signaling. The coding region runs from base 169 to 1401 and encodes 410 amino acids.
UCGCCGACCUCUUCAGCAGGGAUUCCCUCACCAGCCAAUCGCGUCUGAGCCACGGGACCGCCCGGAAUAAAGAUGGCCGGAGCGGCCUCGGUGAGGGCACAUUGAUCCAAACGCCAGGCGCACCCGCCGGGACUGCAAAGGCAGAGUGGCAACCGCGCGGUCGGGAGCAUGGAAGAGGGCAGCAGCGGCGGCGGCAGUGGUGGCAGCGACAGCAACGCCGGCGUGAGUGGCGGAGCGCAGCAGAGAGAGCUGGAACGCAUGGCUGAAGUCCUAGUUACCGGAGAGCAGCUCCGGCUGCGGCUCCAUGAAGAAAAGGUUAUUAAAGAUAGACGGCAUCAUCUCAAAACCUACCCAAACUGCUUUGUGGCGAAAGAGCUGAUCGACUGGCUCAUUGAACACAAGGAGGCCUCUGACCGAGAGACGGCAAUCAAACUCAUGCAGAAACUGGCUGACCGGGGCAUCAUUCAUCACGUGUGUGAUGAGCACAAGGAAUUCAAGGACGUGAAGCUCUUCUACCGCUUUAGAAAGGAUGACGGGACCUUCCCACUGGACAACGAGGUGAAGGCCUUCAUGAGAGGACAGAGGCUGUAUGAAAAACUGAUGAGCCCUGAAACUACACUCCUCCAGCCCAGGGAAGAGGAGGGCGUGAAGUAUGAGCGAACCUUCAUGGCAUCUGAAUUCCUGGACUGGCUGGUCCAGGAAGGUGAAGCCACAACAAGGAAAGAGGCGGAGCAGCUUAGCCACCGACUCAUGGACCACGGCAUCAUACAGCACGUGUCUAACAAGCACCCGUUUGUGGACAGCAACCUCCUCUACCAGUUCCGAAUGAACUUCCGUCGGAGGCGAAGACUGAUGGAGCUGCUCAAUGAGAAGUCCCCGUCCUCCCAGGAGACACACGACAGUCCCUUCUGUCUGAGGAAGCAGAGCCAUGACAAUCGGAAAUCUACCAGCUUUAUGUCAGUCAGCCCCAGCAAGGAGAUCAAGAUCGUGUCUGCCGUGAGGAGGAGCAGCAUGAGCAGCUGCGGCAGCAGUGGCUACUUCAGCAGCAGCCCGACCCUCAGCAGCAGCCCCCCUGUGCUCUGCAACCCCAAGUCUGUGCUGAAGAGACCUGUCACUUCUGAGGAACUCUUGACUCCCGGGGCUCCAUACGCAAGGAAGACAUUCACGAUUGUUGGUGAUGCAGUUGGCUGGGGCUUUGUGGUGCGAGGCAGUAAACCAUGCCACAUCCAGGCCGUGGACCCCAGUGGACCCGCAGCGGCUGCAGGGAUGAAGGUCUGUCAGUUUGUCGUCUCUGUCAAUGGCCUCAACGUGCUGAAUGUAGACUACCGCACUGUGAGCAACCUGAUUCUGACAGGCCCCAGGACAAUUGUCAUGGAAGUCAUGGAGGAGUUGGACUGCUGAGCAAGAAGACAUCCCUGCUUGUGCCCUGUCCGAGGAAAACACGACGGGGGCACGGCAAGACUGCCAGGCAAAUGGAUAAUUGGGAUGUUAACGAUCUUUUCUCUGACCAUAUACACCUUGACUUUCAUACAAUGUUUGAAUGUGUAAGAACCUGGUAACACACCUUUAAAAAACAAAACACAGCACAGCAGGGGCUUGGUGGCUCAAGUCUAUAAUCCCAGCAUUCAGGAGGGCAAGGCAGAAGUGCUGCAAGUUCAAGGCCAGCAUCAGCUAGCAGUCAGUGUGAGUGCCUGUCUCAAAACCACAUGAGGGAUUUUUUUAUACAAGUGCACACACCACACACACAAGCACACACCUGUACACCACACAUACACACACACACACACACACACACACACACACACACGCACACACACACUCGUGCGCACAACAGUUUAUAAUUCUCAAUGAUUGUUUUUCAUGUUCUUUGGAAGUUGUUGUAAAACCAAAUUAGCAACAUGGAAAAAAAUGCCAUUUUUAGAAGGUCAUAGAAUAGUUACUACAUAGUUUACGUCACAUCUACUCGGGCUCGUUCGGCAGGAAUAAGGAACUAGCACCUGCAAUCUGGGCUACUUAGGAUACUGAGGCAGGAGGCUGAUACAACUCAAGGAUCACUUGAGUGCCCAUGGUAAUGUCAGCCUGGGCAACAUAGUAAAACCCCACAUUAAUAAUAAUUUUAAAAAAAGGUUUUUUGGGUUUUGGGUUUGUUUUUUUUUGUUUUUUUUUUUUUUUUUUUUUUUUUUUUGUCUUUUUACCAAAAUUAGCCUGAAUCUGUUAGGUAGGUCUAGAUUUCACCCAGCUUAAAACAUAAGCAGUGUUCCCAGAAAUGUGACCAGCUGACAUCAGUUUCCAAGGUCCUCAAGCAUUCGACAGCUCCGAAGCAGUCAUCACUAAGUAACUUUCUUCCUCUCUGUCUUAGGUUUUUGUUGUUGUUUAUUUGUUUUGAGACGGGGUGUUGCUAGGUAAACCCCAGCUAUUGACGUCUUAAUUUCUGCCUUUGUCACCAACUUUCAGUUUAACCUGUUUCAGUUGUGGCAUGAGGUGAAAAAUCAAACAGACCACUGUGCCCCGGGCGAUGGGGGUGGAUUAGGGAUGCCACCACCGCCCGUCUGCCCUCUUUGCUCUCACUGGCCCUGCAUGGUUUUGCCUUACGAGUCAGCUGCAGUAGCUCCCUGGUGUUCAUUUGAAAUAUACUGAUUGUGACAGCAAAGAGUCAGAGUCAAACCUCUGGCAAGAUUGCACUUGGCAAGCGUCCACAUUUGAGGGACUUUCGACAAAACUUGAAGCUCCAAAUGCCUUCUUAGCCUGGAUUUUUACAAGCCUUCUCAUGUCUUGGGAUGGGAUGCUCAUUUGGGGAUCUGCUUGCCCCACUACAAGCUCCAUCUUGGUUUAGAUUUCUUCAUCUCACUUAUGAAUGCUUCCUUGAUCUAAAACAGAGUUCCUUAGAACCAGAUGUGGUCACAUGUUCCUGUAAUCCCAGCACCCAGAAAGUGGAGACAGAAAGAUCAGGUGUUCAAAGGGGACCUGAGCUACAGGAGACCCUGUGUCAAAACAAAACAAAACAAGCAAAACAAAACAAGCAAAACAAAAUAAAAAAUGGGAACAGAGGAGUGCAUUUGGGGUAUUGGUGUGUAGAGGAUACUCCUCAAAGUGCCAAAUGAGAACCAAUUUACAUAACGAAUGUUGAACAGAGAGGCUACUUCUAGUUAAACAUUAACAAAAUGUUAAUGCCAAAGUGUUAUGCCUGAGGUAUUUAUUAAGGAGUAGUGAUCAUCAUGUAUUGGUAUUAGUGGGAUGGAUUUUAUUAACAUAUUCAUCCAACUUUUCUAGCAUUAGUAAGAAAACAGGAUUUUGAAGUACCAUGGGAUGGCUGAUAGUACUGUUGUCCAUCUUUAUUUGAGAGAUUCUCUCCACGUGAGUGUGUUUAUAUUGCUGUAGCAUUUAUUGGCCGUGUUCUCCUUUGCUCCUCACACCCUUUUAAGAUAGAUAUUAUUAGCUUCGUUUUUUCAGGUGGGGAGACUAAGUCUGAGCGAAUUCAAUAUUUUUAAGUUGAAGCACCUGCUGUAACUACCAUGUACUACAGCCCAUUUCUACAGUGCUCAAACCCCCUGCCUGUCUGCCCAGACUUCCUAUUGAGAAGCUUCACAUCCAGCCUUUGUACCGGGCUGUGCUAAGCCCUAUGGUUACUCUGUUGUUCUUGUUUUAUUGAGAGGCAAGGACCACCGCCAUCACCACCCAUCUUACACAUGACGAACCCUGUUCAUAGGUGGGUUGGUUCGUCACAUGCUCAAAGCAGCCCAGCUCAGUAGGAGGAGGUCUUACCACGUGGCUUUAAUUCCUGUCUGUUUUGUUAGUUGGUUUGUUUUGAGACGGUGUCAAGCUCCUGAUUCUGCACUUCCUAUGUGGGAUUACAGGCGCACAGCCCCACACUUGGAUAGGAUGACACCUUAGAAGAGGAAUCUCAGCUAGUGUCUGCCUUUGAUGUUCCUUGGCUGACAAGAGAGCAGGUGUGCCCAUAGGCACUGCAUCCUUCUUGCUGCUGGCCUCCUAAGGCCCUUUGCCUUGAACCCCUAUCCUAUCAUUUCCCUUUAGCCAAACUACACUGCAGAAGCUGCUCUCUGUCAGGGGGAAGGAAAGUGCAGUUUGGCUCUUCUCUUAGGUUCUCCUUUUCCUCAGUUUAAAGGCCAAGUACCAAAGAGAACAUUUGUUUAAGACAGGGUGUUGGUGGUCAUGGUAUACACCUUUAAUCCCAGCACUCUGGAGGCAGAGGCAGGCAGAAGCAGAUCUCUGUGAAUUUGAGGCCAGCCUGGUCUACAGAGCUUAUUUUAGGACACCCAGGGCUACACAAAGAAAUCCUAUCUCAAAAAGCCAAAAAAAGUUAUUGCUAUGUAGCAUAGGGUGUCCUCAAACUCACACUAAUCUUCCUGCCUUGGGAAUUUCUCUCUCUCUCUCUCUCUCUCUCUCUCUCUCUCUCUCUCUCUCUCAUACCCACAUGUAAACACAGCUUCAUAAGAUAAUUAAUUAAUCAAUACUCCAAUGGCCCCUAGGACCCUGUCGGACUCAUUCAGUUUUUGCGUAUGUGGUAUCUUAUUUCUAGAAUAUUGCUUCUCCCUCUUUGCCCCCCAAAAUUAUUCUUAUUAGCUCCUUUGGGUGUCAUCUUAGAGAAAUCUUUGCCAUGUUCCCAAAGAUGUUCCUAUUUUGAAUUCUCCAAGUUCCUACAGACAGAGAAAUCCUGUCCCAACCUCUCUUAGAGCACAAUGAUCUUUAGAAUGUCCUUGCUUGGUCACGUGUCUGCUUCCCUCAGACCCUCAGCAUCUGCAGGACAGGGACUGUGUCUUGUUACCCAAAGUUUACCCUUUACCUGUUCAAAGCCAGAAUAGUACAUUAGCUACGUAACUGUUGUCUGAUGUACUAUUAUACAAAUUAUAUCACACAAUAAUACCUUUUAUUGGCUCACAAUGCUAUGGGCUUCGAGCAUUUGGCUGAUGUGACCAACCACUGCUCCAAAGGUGCCAGUAGGUCUACACACACACUGGUAUUCAGUGAGCAAGUUGGUUGAGGCCUUUUGUUCUUGGAAGCUGCUGUCAUUUGAUUCUUGAAUGUCUUGUCUCCCAAAGUGCCAUGUGUUAAUAAGUUCUUUUCUCUUGGGUGGCAACACGGGGACAUGGUAGAACCAGCCACGCAUCCCAGCACUGGAGGGGGAGGGGAGGGUGGAGGCAGGAAGAUCAGGACUUGACUGACAGCCUUGGUAACAGAGCUAGUCUGAAGCCAGCUGGGCCACAUGAGCUACCAUCUGUCUCAAAGACAGACAGUGGUAGGACCUGGUGAGAGAACCACAGGUAACGGGGUUUGCCCCUUGUGGGGUUGUGGGACCCCAGUUUUGUUUCAUCGUUUAUUUCUUGGCCAUGAGACAAGCAGUUUGGUCCCAUGUGAUGUCCUAACUUACCAUAUGCCUCGCUAGUGAGUUAGUAACGAAUGGGGCCAAUCAGUUAUGGACUAAAUCUCAAAAUCUGUGAGCCAAAAUAGCCCUUUUCUCUUUAUCAGGUUAUCAUCACAGGUAUCUUGUUAUAGAGGUAGAAAUCUGUCUUAACACCAGAGGCCCUUGUGCAUACCCCUGCAAGCCACAGCCCCCGGUCAUAUAGCCACAAACAAUCUGGAGAUGACAGCCCACAACCUUCUCUCCUGUGGCUCAGAAACUGAACGCUUUGACUUUCCAUUCAGAAACCUAGCUCUAAGCUGUAGAGAUAGCACAGUGGCCAGGAGCCUAGGCUGUUCUUCCAGAGGACCCGAGUUUGCUUCCUAGAAUUCCAUAAUAGCUCACAGCUGUCCGUCCGAUGCUCUAGUUACACGGGAUCUGACACUCUUCUGACCUUGGGCACCAGGCUUGCGCGUGGUACAUGCGUAGUACAAUUAAAAUCAAUAGAUAGGCCGUGCGGUGGUGGCGCACGCCUGUAAUCCCAGCACUCUGGGAGGCAGAGGCAGGUGGAUUUCUGAGUUCAAGGCCAGCCUGGUCUACAGAGUGAGUUCCAGGACAGCCAGGGCUACACAGAGAAACCCUGUCUCGAAAAAUCCAAAUCUAAAAUCAAAAAAAAAAAAAAAAGAAUAAA